AUGGCGGGCUGGCUCCGACGCCGCGCUGCGGCGCCCAACGAGCUGCCUAUGCCCGUGACAGCAGCUAGCGUCGCCGAGCCCAAGCCCCAGCCCCCGCCCCCGUCGUCGGAGGGCACGCUGCUCACCGUCGAGCGCGACCUGCGCACAUACCUCCCGCCGGGGGUACGCCGCUUCCUAGGCUAUCGCGAGCAAGACCCCUCCAAGGCGGGGGACGACGAGGACGCCGAGCUGCCGGCCAUGCCGCUGCCGUUCCCGCCGUUCAGCUGGCUCGCGCACAUCCCGCUCAAGUACGAGAUCUGGCUGCUGUCCUUCCUCGGGUCGUUUGUCGGCAUCGCGCUGGUCGAAAUCGUCAACGCGACUGGGUUUGCCGACCGCGGCGUGCCCCUCAUCAUUGCGAGUUUCGGGGCCACCGCCGUGCUCGUCUACGGCACGAGCGAGAGCCCGCUCGCGCAGCCGCGCCAUGUCCUCGGUGGCCAUGUCGUUUCUGCCGUGCUCGGCGUCGCGGUCACCAAGCUUUUCCGGCAUGCUACCGCGUACCAUCUUACGCAGACGGCCGAGAAGGGCGCGUUGGAGCACCUCGUGUGGCUCAACGGCGCGCUGUGCAUGGCCCUGUCGUUGCUCGCCAUGCAGAUUACCGGGACGGUGCACCCACCCGGCGGCGCGACGGCCCUCAUCGCCGCUGUCAACGAAGACGCGGUCAACCUGUCCUGGCGGUACAUCUACCUCAUCCUCAUCUCGGCGCUGCUCAUGACGGGCUGGGCGCUGAUAAUCAACAAUGUCGGACGGCGCCGCUACCCCGCCUACUGGCUGCAUGGCAAACGGAUAUUCGUGCACACGCCCGAGGGCGACGAAGAGCGGUACGAGGACGACGUGCAGAUGGGCGCCGAGACCGGCUCCGGGUUCGGGUUUAGGGACAUGGAGCGCGUGCUCUCGCGCGAGAGCCAGGCGUCGAGGUUGCGCAGCGUCGCGAGCCCGCAGCCGCUGGAAACGUGGGCCGAGGACGAUGGCGACGGCGAUGGUGGCGAGCACGAUACUUCGAGCCGGUCACACGACAGCCCCGACCUCGAGGUCGUGCGCACGCCGAGCGCGUCCCCGGGCCGGCGCGGCAGAAGCGCCAGUACGCGCCGUGAGCGCACGCCCAUGUCCCCCAGAUUGGCGAGCAUGCCGCCGCUCACUACGCGCGAGUUGUCGCCGGGGACAAAGUAG
Messenger RNA from Vanrija pseudolonga, 1206 nucleotides. RefSeq names its product Transmembrane protein. The transcript is spliced from 3 exons. The record is from RefSeq and is a predicted model, not a curated record. Bases 1 to 1206 code for a protein of 401 amino acids. Lineage: Eukaryota; Fungi; Basidiomycota; Tremellomycetes; Trichosporonales; Trichosporonaceae.